AUGCAGACCCCUUCAGACCAGCCGACACACAUAUUCCCCCUUGAGUUCGCUCCUGUCUCCAUUGCCUCCCCAGGAACCGGCUGCGUGGUUAUGUAA
This is a messenger RNA of Aspergillus nidulans FGSC A4, 96 nucleotides long. RefSeq lists its product as uncharacterized. NCBI's taxonomy places the organism in Eukaryota, Fungi, Ascomycota, Eurotiomycetes, Eurotiales, Aspergillaceae. The coding region runs from base 1 to 96 and encodes 31 amino acids. The record is from RefSeq and is a predicted model, not a curated record. The transcript is spliced from 2 exons.